Messenger RNA from Kluyveromyces lactis, 1740 nucleotides. RefSeq lists its product as uncharacterized. The transcript has a single exon. Lineage: Eukaryota; Fungi; Ascomycota; Saccharomycetes; Saccharomycetales; Saccharomycetaceae. Gene Ontology annotation, molecular function: basic amino acid transmembrane transporter activity. Gene Ontology annotation, biological process: transmembrane transport; basic amino acid transport. The record is from RefSeq and is a predicted model, not a curated record. Gene Ontology annotation, cellular component: fungal-type vacuole membrane. The coding region runs from base 1 to 1740 and encodes 579 amino acids.
AUGGUAGAAUCUGACCGUACCUCCUUGCUACAACCUGUUCGUAAUGCUUUGAAUCCGGAAUUAUCCGAAGGUUUGCCAGCUUACGUUGGUGCCGAGGUGGCAGAAACGGAACACUUGUUGGAGAGUGAGGAUGAAGCUCGUGAAGGAUUACAGGUUUCUGAAAUGUCUCGCGCAAGACUUCAUAUCAUCAUAUCAUCAAUGUGUUUGGGAUCUUUCUUGGCAGCUCUGGAUAAUACUAUCGUAACCACCUUGCUUUCCCAUAUUGCCUCAGAAUUUAAUGAAUUAUCACAUAUAUCCUGGAUUGCCACGGCGUACUUGUUGAGUAGUGCCACAUUUCAACCGUUAUAUGGGAAAAUUUCUGAUAUCUUUGGUAGGAGGCCCUUGAUUAUUAUCAGUAAUCUAUUCUUCAUUCUCGGAUGCUUAAUAUGUGGACUAUCCAAAAAUCUGUGGACCUUGGUGGCAGGUAGAUUUAUUGCUGGUAUUGGUGGAGGUGGUGUCACCUCCUUGGGAAGUAUCACUGCCAGUGAUAUUGUCCCACUAAGAUCUAGAGCACUUUAUCAAGGUAUCUUCAACUUCUUCUUUGGCCUUGGUAUUGCCAUUGGAGGUCUUAUUGGAGGUUGGUUUAGUGAAAGUAAAAAUGGAUGGAGAAUGGCAUUUUUGGUGCAAGUACCACUGUGUGCUAUCAGUUUAGUACUUAUUAUCAUAUUUUUGAAAUUACCACCUGGUUGCAAGGGAUUGGGUCUUGUUUCUAAUGAUAAGGAUGGUAAAGUUGAUAUUAAAGACAAACUAAAGAGAAUUGACUGGCUCGGUUCCUUAUCAUUAGUCACUUUCUUAUUCGCAUUCAUGUUAGCCAGUUCCCUGGGUGGUAAAGAGAUUCCUUACAACAGUAAUAUUUUCAAGUUACUAGUAGUAGCAACUAUUUUAUCAGGAACUGCUUUCAUUUACGUUGAGCUCUACAUCUCAGAUGAUCCCAUCUUGCCGAUCAGAUUUUUGACUAACAGAAGUAUACUUGGCGCAUCUUUCGCGAAUUGGUUCUGUAUGAUGAGUGGUGUCACUCUAGCGUUCUAUGUACCUGUUUAUUGGUCCAGCGUUCAGAAUCUCAAGCCUACAGAUAUGGGUAAACGUAUAGCACCAAAUUUCUUCAGUACUGCGUUCGGUUCAAUCGGAGCUGGAUACUACAUGAAAAAGACUGGCCGUUACUACGGGUUCCUAUUGAAAUUUACCGGUCUAAUGGUCCUUGGGCAACUACAAGUGUUGCUAAUGAAGCCCGAUAUCAGCACAUGGAGACAGUACAUCUUGCUCCCAUUACCUCACUUUGGAUCUUCUGUCUUGAUAACGGUUACACUUCUUGCCAUGAUUGCAGCGGUUCCACAUGAACACCAAGCCGCUACCACGUCAAUUUCCUACGCUUUCAGAUCAACUGGUAGUACACUUGGUGUGUCCGUAGGCGCUGCUUUGUUCAGAAACAAGCUCUCUGGAUCAUUGUUUGAUUCUGUCAUGAAAUUCGAAUCGGACAAAUACUCCAAGGAAUAUCUACUAUCUAUUAUAAAGCAAGCAAGUGAAUCCUCUGAAUACGUCCAUGCCAACGCACCGAAAUUUAUCCAGGCCACUUUGAUUCAAUGUUACGAGCAAGCUUGCAAAUCAACAUUCGCAUUCUGUUUCCUAAUUUCGAUUUUCGCUUGGAUUUCUUGCGGAGUAAUCAAGGAAUACAAACUACAUACCUCGAUGGAACGCAAAUAG